GUCUCCCCGGGGGGGGGCAGCGCGAGAUCCCAGGUGUGUAAAUAACUUCACGUUAAACACCGAGUGUCGCCCCGUACAGGAGCCAUCUUGCUGGGUGGGCACACGCAGUGUCGGCAGAGACCGAUGUUUUUCGCACGCUUUCGUGGAAAAUCUCUUCGAGGAAGCAAGUGUUUCGUUAUAUAAAUAUACUUGCAUCGAGGAAAGCUACGAGCCUGAUCAGCGCGCGCGAGGCGACACCUGGCGGUCGAUCGGCAAGUCUCGCGGACGUGCAUUCGAAAAAUGGCCGACAGCGGGGAUGGUGUGAACAGCACGUCGUCCGGGAAAGAAACGAGAAACACACUUGCCGAUGGCCCGGUCACCGAUCCGGCGUCCAGCAUGAAGAGCCUAGAGGCAUCAAAUAAUGCCUUUCACGGCGCGAGAACAAAAUUAGAUUCGAAAUCUGGAGCGCUAAAGAAGUCCAGCCGUUACCGGAGCCGCUCCUUGUCGGCCAGCAGCACCGAUAGUUACAGUUCUGCCUCUUAUACAGGAAGUUCAUCUGAUGAAGACGACGUUUCGCCGCGCGAGAAGAUCCAGAAGACGGAGAAGGGCUUCACAGAUUUCUGUGUUCGCAACAUCAAUCAGCAUGCUUUCGGUCGCAGAGAGAUCGAGAUCGCCGAGCAGGAAAUGCCAGGAAUCAUGGCGCUGCGGAAACGCGCAGCGGACGACAAGCCAUUGAAAAACGCCAAGAUUGUGGGAUGCACUCACAUUAACGCGCAGACUGCCGUUCUGGUUGAGACACUAGUGGAACUGGGCGCACAGGUGCGGUGGGCGGCGUGCAACAUUUAUUCUACACAAAAUGAAGUGGCUGCUGCGUUGGCGCACGCUGGAUAUCCGGUGUUUGCAUGGCGUGGUGAAACGGAGGAGGAUUUUUGGUGGUGCAUCGACAAGUGCGUAGCAGCUGAGAAUUGGCAGCCUAACAUGAUACUGGACGAUGGCGGUGACGCUACCCACUUGAUGCUCAAGAAAUAUAACGCUAUGUUCAAAAUGAUUCAAGGAAUUGUCGAAGAGAGCGUAACAGGUGUACAUAGAUUAUAUCAAUUGUCAAAGGCAGGUAAAUUGUCUGUUCCCGCGAUGAAUGUGAAUGACAGUGUGACCAAGACAAAAUUCGAUAAUCUGUAUAGCUGCCGCGAGAGCAUCAUUGAUAGUUUGAAAAGAUCCACAGAUAUCAUGUUUGGCGGUAAACAAGUUGUAAUAUGCGGUUACGGAGAGGUUGGGAAAGGGUGUUGCCAAGCUCUCAAAGGUUUAGGUUGCAUUGUAUACAUUACCGAGAUCGAUCCCAUAUGUGCUCUGCAAGCCAGCAUGGACGGCUUUAGAGUGAUGAAACUCAAUGAAGUCAUACGAAAUGUAGACAUUGUCAUUACAGCGACGGGCAAUAAGAACGUGGUCACGCGUGAACACAUGGACAAAAUGAAAAACGGAUGCGUCGUGUGCAACAUGGGUCACAGCAACACGGAGAUAGACGUUAACAGUUUACGUACGCCCGAUUUGACUUGGGAAAAAGUGAGAUCGCAAGUGGAUCACGUUAUUUGGCCGGAUGGUAAGCGUAUAAUACUGUUGGCGGAGGGUCGUUUAGUAAACUUGUCAUGCUCGAGUAUUCCAUCCUUCGUGGUGUCGAUUACUGCCGCUACGCAAGCGUUAGCCCUCAUCGAACUGUUUAAUGCGCCACCGGGACGAUACAAGAGCGACGUUUAUCUGCUGCCUAAGAAGAUGGAUGAGUACGUCGCGUCACUGCAUUUACCCACGUUUGACGCGCAUCUAACGGAACUGACGGACGAGCAGGCAAAAUACAUGGGCCUCAACAAGGCUGGUCCGUUUAAGCCUAAUUACUAUCGCUACUAAAAACCAAUGGACGAGUAAUGUGGCAUUGACUUAGCACAUGCGACACUCACUCAGCAUUUGACACACUUUCACAAGUAUUAAAACAAAAAAAAAGAACUACCCUUCCCCUUGACUUUGUAUCGAAGUUGGCUUUCUUUUUACCUCAUUGACGUCCAUUCUCUGUUGUCAUAAAAUCGAUAAAAGAUUUUUAUUUAUGGUUCAACCUUCGUCGAGAUAUCCGCGCGACUUGAUUCCGUUGUCAUCGUGCUAAUCACCCGCAAGGAAUGCGUUAAUAAUGUCAUGAACAUAUUGAUCCAAGCAGUUACCCAAUAAUCAAUAUUAGAAAUCAUUAUCGGGGCUGGGCAAAGUAUAUUUGAAGAAAGCAUAAAAUAUAUAAGCUAGUUUCAACAUCUUGAUAUCUUAUAUAUUUUUUAAAAGUGUGUGCUUCAAAUAAUGUAUCUCUUGAAAAUACUCUGUCCAGUCCUAAAAUUUAGGUUUGAAUUUAUGUAUCUGAUUAAUUUUUAGUUUUCUUUCUGAAAAUGUACGAGUGUACAGUGCAUUCGUCGAGAUGAAUGGAGAGAAAAAAAAAGAAAUGUUUUGAAAAAUUAUCAGACGGUGCACGUCAACAAAACUAUGUGUGCAAAUCGUUGGACGAAUAUUGUAGAUACAAAUUCUGUAUAAUUUGCAAGCUGGUGCGAUAAAUAAAAUUGCAUCUGUCCGUUAGAUUUUACUUCCAGUAAACUGUAGCAUUAUAGUUUGUAAAUGAUACAAAUGUUUUUAAUAGUAUAUAUACAUAUAUAUAUAUAUAUAUAUAUAUAUAUAUAUAUAUAUAUAUGUAUAUGUAUAUACAUAUAUAACACAUGCAUAGGCAGAAAGAUCGAGAGCAUUAACAGAAAAAUAAUUAUAAAAUAAGAUUCAAUAAAAGUUUAUUGUUUUAUUCAAUUUUUUCUAGUGAGUUGAUAGCAUUUUUAAAUAAAAUAUCUCUGAAUGUUUGUAUUCUGUCUUGAACAUCUUCUGUACGUGUUAUAUAUAAAUUUAUAUACAUAUAUACGCGUAUCUAUUCUUUAGCAGUGAAUAUUACUGCAUAUUAGUCAAUGAAUUUAUUGUGUCCUUAUAUUAUAGUGAUGAAUUUACACAUACGGAUGUAUGUGUGUAUAUACGUGAGUGCGUGCGCGCGCGCGUAUGAGCCUGCCUCGUGAGAAACGAUAAACCAUCCGCUACUAUUUAUACAUCAUUCUUUCUUCGAGAAAAAGAUGCCGAAAUGCCAUAUUUUGUAGGCAAAUAAUCCAAAAACUCCAUGUAUAUAAUUAUUUACGAAAGGAGAGUAUACUAACACACGCGAAAAAUAGGCGAUAAAUUAUCAUAUAGAUUAUAGUCUGUUAAUCAUUGUUACCUUUGCCUUGCGUGCAACACAAGAAUUUGCAUACUCCACGUUUAUUAGAAAAAAUAAACGCCUAUCACAUUUAGAAGGAA
This is a messenger RNA of Cataglyphis hispanica, 3330 nucleotides long. RefSeq names its product adenosylhomocysteinase-like 1. The transcript is spliced from 13 exons. Gene Ontology annotation, cellular component: cytosol. The coding region runs from base 280 to 1878 and encodes 532 amino acids. The record is from RefSeq and is a predicted model, not a curated record. NCBI's taxonomy places the organism in Eukaryota, Metazoa, Arthropoda, Insecta, Hymenoptera, Formicidae. Gene Ontology annotation, biological process: L-methionine cycle.